Diprion similis is the source of this 2623-nucleotide messenger RNA. It is a transcript of the gene Ctl2, whose product is annotated as choline transporter-like 2. Gene Ontology annotation, cellular component: membrane. NCBI's taxonomy places the organism in Eukaryota, Metazoa, Arthropoda, Insecta, Hymenoptera, Diprionidae. The record is from RefSeq and is a predicted model, not a curated record. Gene Ontology annotation, molecular function: transmembrane transporter activity. Gene Ontology annotation, biological process: transmembrane transport. The transcript is spliced from 7 exons. Bases 354 to 2324 code for a protein of 656 amino acids.
AUUCAAUACAUUUUCAGCAUAUCCUCUAAAGAAUUUGCUAUUUAUUAAACUCAAUUAAAAAUUGAUAAAAUUGUUUACUUCCGGUGAUUCAUACUUCGCUGCUAAAUCUCAUCUUAUCAGAUUAACGCGUUAUCAGUACAAGUGUUACCUGUUACUGAAAGCAUAUGGUGCCCAAGUAUUCGUUAGUAUCUUGAACCAAGAGCCUGAAACCAUUGCGGAAGAGAUAAUAUGCAGACCUAAACACUUAAUGCGUAAAGGAAUGAAAUUUCUUAUAACAUUGACGAGUUUUGUACAGAAAGUAAAUAAAGUCAGAACAAUAACGUCUAUUUGAAGUACUGUAUAAAGUGCAAACAAUGGUCGACAAACAUGGUGAUAGGAUGCAGUACGAUCCAAAAUAUCGGGGACCUUUGAAGGGCAGAUCAUGCACAGAUUGCUUUUGCUUGGUUAUCUUCUUGGCAUUUGUGAUAGGAUGGGCGGGUAUUGGAUAUUACGCGUAUACUUACGGAGAUAUUGAUACGUUGGUGUACCCAACUGAUAGUGAAGGAAGAAUAUGUGGUAGGGAUCCAGAUGUCGCGGACAGACCAUUCCUGGUAUUUUUUGAUCUGACAAAAUGUGUAGCGGUCACGUCUGUGACCCAAGGAUGCGAUACGCCACAAGUAUGCGUGCCGCAGUGUCCGACAGAUAAUUUUGUGUGGGAGCUAAAUUCGACACUUUUGGCGAAUAACUUGACUGCAUUAAGAAACGCAAUGAUAUGCAAGAUUGAAAUUAAUUUGGAUAUAGCGACGGCAGAACAACUGAGUACCUACGUUUCAAACGACGUCUGUGCUCAGUGGUAUCUGACCAGUACUUCUGUUACUGAUCGUUGUAUUCCAAACGGAAUUCCCGAACAGUUUGUUAAUUUUACAAUGACUGUAGCUGACCUAGAAGAAGCGUCCACGUAUAUCCAGUUGCUGGUUCAGGUUGAAGAAAUUGUGCAAGACAUCUACAAAGAUAUCAUAGCAACCGGGUGGACCAUUGCAUCGAUCCUUGGUAUCAGCGCUGUCAUAUCUCUGAUCUACAUAAUAUUACUGCGCUGGUUGGCGACUCCUGUUAUUUUCGUAUCAAUCGUUGGGCUCUGCUUGCUACUUGGAUAUAGCACUUACCAGUUUUACGUAUUGUAUGCAGCCGAAGACUCUACUUUUUGGUUGGUACUUACGAUAAUCUGUGCCAUAAUCCUAGCUAUAGUUCUGCUGAUAGCAAUCUGUCUUCGCAACAGAAUACGACUGGCCUGUAAGCUGAUCGGAGAAGCCAGCAAAGCAGUAACCAGCACUACUUCAACACUAAUAUUCCCAGUUGUUCCGUGGGUUAUAGAAAUUCUAGUAGUAGUAUACGCGAUACUUGCCGCGAUAUACUUGAUAUCAAUAAAAGUACAAACCUACUCUGUGAAACUUGGUGGCAACUGUUCUUGUCCCGAAGAUUUGGGUUAUACUAACGGUACGACUUGUGACCAGACAACGUUCAAUGAAAGUUGCACAGAAAACGAGGGUUUCUGUAUAUCCGGUGGAUGUUACUUGAACACCACAAGCAGACCAUGGUUCUCGAAUUACUUGCACGCUUACAACAUCGUUGCAGUAUUAUGGAUGGUUUUCUUUGCCGCAGCUUUUGGAGAAAUGGCAUUGGCUGGAACUUUUGCUACUUGGUACUGGACCUUCAAAAAGUCCAAAGUACCUUUCUUCACACUAACCAGCAGCUGCUGGCGAACAGUCAGAUAUCACUUGGGCACCUUGGCAGUUGGAUCCCUAAUCAUAACAAUUUGCCGGUUGAUAAGAUGGGUGUUGGAAUGGAUUGAUGUAAAGCUGAAGCAAUACGACAAUGAAGUUGUAAGAUUCCUUGUAAAAUGUAUGAAAUGUUGCUUCUGGUUGCUGGAGAAGUUCCUUAAAUUCAUCAAUAGAAAUGCAUACAUAAUGUGUGCAGUACACGGAAAAGGUUUUUGUGCCUCAGCAAAAAAUGCCUUCAAUCUGCUCAUGAGGAAUAUUUUGCGAGUCUUUGUCCUCGACAAGAUUACAGAUUUGCUGCUCCUGAUAGGAAAGAUAUUAGUCACUGGUGGUAUGGCUUGGGGAACCUGGUGGUACACGAAAAAUUAUUUGAUAGUCACUUAUUGGUACGUCCCAGUGGUUCUGGUCGGCGUAGGAACCUACUUGGUAGCAUCAGUAUUCUUCAGUGUAUAUUCUACAGCAGUUGACACUCUGUUUCUCUGCUUCCUUGAGGACUGCGAGCGCAAUGACGGAACACCUGAAAAGCCUUACUACAUGAACAAAGGUCUGCUGAAGAUUUUACGUAAAUGAUAGAUUACAAUUUCUGUGCUUUUGAAUGAAAAACGCAUAGUCCCAAAUUGGAGAAGAACAAUUUUCAUUGUUACUUUUUCCUAUUUAUUCGGUUUAACAAAAAACGCGUUCCUAUGAAUGAUUGUGAUUUAGCUUUUAAAAUCGAAGUGACUAUAAGUACGUGUAUGAGUUAUAUAUGUAUACACCAACAGUUUUACGAUGUCAGAGAUACAAGUUUAUAGCGCUGGAAGAUAGAAAAAAAAAAGAAUUGCAUUAGUGACAAUUUAUGUGUUGUAAAUAAAAAAUUACGUACCUUCCAA